UUUAUAAUUUGUUUAAUUUCUUGUUUUUUUGUGAAAAAAUGGAAGAUUUGUACGACCCCGAGGAAAAAAUUACCUGCCCAUAUAACAGCUCUCAUCAUAUUCGCCGCUGCAAAAUGCAUUUUCAUUUAGUGAAAUGCAAAAAAAAUUACGGCGAGCAGAAAAUGGUCACUUGUGACUUCAAUUCUACUCAUUUGAUCCCCAAACUUGAAUUGCGCUACCAUCACCAGAUUUGUAGCGACCGCAAAAAAAUCGAAGCCCCCAUUGUGUUGUCACAAACCAAAUCAAAAAACAAAUUUCCAAUACCCAACAUUCAGAUCGCUAGUGAAGAAAGUUGGGAUGAUAUAAAUGUGUCGACCUACGACCCGAAAAAAUACGUCGAAAAUAGUGCGGUUUUGCGCCAUAUUGAUGUCGAGUCGGCAGGAAAAAGACGGGAAUUCCGGCUUAGCGAACGCCGGAGACACAAUGAGUUGAGUGGGGCCACUAACACGGCCCCGUCUGCACCAGAAACGAGCUCGGUCAAACUGCCGUCACAUCGCACUGUCGCCAACGUUGAAGAAGUUGAAGAACUCCAUUCAGCGGUGAAUUUGGGAAAACAAGCCAUGAAGACGUAUAUCCAAGACAAACAUUAAUUGAACAUUCACUGACUUUGAAUUCUAUUUAUGUUGUUUCGUGUUACAAAUAAGUUGAUUUGAGUUGUUUUGUAAGAAGUUAAGUUGCUUUGUUAAGAAUAAAUUUAUUUUUGUACGUUUAA
This is a messenger RNA of Tribolium madens (black flour beetle), 751 nucleotides long. RefSeq names its product gametocyte-specific factor 1 homolog. NCBI's taxonomy places the organism in Eukaryota, Metazoa, Arthropoda, Insecta, Coleoptera, Tenebrionidae. Bases 39 to 629 code for a protein of 196 amino acids. The record is from RefSeq and is a predicted model, not a curated record. The transcript has 5 exons.